This is a messenger RNA of Talaromyces proteolyticus, 4868 nucleotides long. RefSeq lists its product as uncharacterized. Bases 127 to 4383 code for a protein of 1418 amino acids. The transcript has 2 exons. NCBI's taxonomy places the organism in Eukaryota, Fungi, Ascomycota, Eurotiomycetes, Eurotiales, Trichocomaceae. The record is from RefSeq and is a predicted model, not a curated record.
GGACAGCAUCCAGCCUCUUCUCUGGGCCCAAGCUGUGGGUAAAUACAUGCUAUGAGCACUUCAUAAGUUGAGGCAGACAGUCUUGUCCCGAUGCAAGACACACCUAUUUCCACGCUUCUUGACUAAAUGUCCAAAACCAUACAUAUCUGGUGCCAACAGGCGGCUGUUCUAUCUCCUCGAUCAUGGAAGGUUGCAAUAAGCUCCACCGAUUGCAUGAAUAAAACCAUCGAUCUGGAAAACCCUUCUAAGUCACAAGCAGAAGAUAAUCUAGUCCGGUGGUAUCUGGAAGAUUUCACACUCGAACCAUUCGCAAAAUAUCGUGCUCGCGCAGCCGCGGCAGAGCUCCGUCGGUACGGCAUAUUACUCUGGAAUCAACUAGACAUCGGCUCAUCCUUGGACGGUUAUGCGACCGUCAUUCUCCACAUCAACUUAUCUCAAGACCAGCAUGAGCUUGAUCGAAUUCAUUGGGAAGUACUCGAGCACCUCGAUGGCUCCGAGCACAGGGUCAUCGUUCACAGGGAAUUGCGGACGCCAGCCCUGGACCCAUUGCUUCCUUCAUCCACUCAGGCCAUCGACGGCGUUUUCCGCAUCUUGGUCGUGUCAGCACGGUCAGACUUAAAAAAGGGUGAUGUACCUCCUCGGCUGACGAGUCUUCCACUAGUGCGAACGCUGGAAGGAGCGCCGGGGGUAGAGUUGGCUUUUGUGCAUACAGGGACUUUCCAGGAGUUUGAAAAGGCAUUAGACGAAAGGUCAGAAUCUGAAAGGAUCCAUCUGGUUCAUUUUGAUCUUCAUGGCAAAAUUGACAAGAAUAAAGGCCCGGUUCUCGAGUUCACCGAACCCAAUUCGAAGUAUCGCACAGCUUAUACGGCUUCCUCUGUUGCCAAUGUUCUUCGAAGGAACGGAGUUGAAUGGACAGUGUUAUGCGCUUGCCGAACUGCUCAAACCACCUCCACCUUCGGCCACCUGGCACUCCACUUCCUGACACAUGGAAUCAGAGGCGUCUAUGCCAUGAGGUACGAACUCAAGGCUAGUGGUGCGGCGAUCUUGACGUCCUCCUUCUAUACGGCAUUUUGCCUUGAAGGAAAGACAUUUGUCGAAGCUGCAUAUGCUUCCCGACGUGCUAUGCAGGCGGAUUCCUCGCGUCGUGCCAAGUAUGGGGAACUUGUCGAGAUCCAGGAUUCAUUGGUGCCUGCAGUCUACAUAGUCGACGGUGUUGAUCUCCGGCUAGCAGGCAUACCAUCAAAACCGGAAAUUGCCAGAGCAUAUGCACCGUCCAAGCUGCCAGAGAUCAUUGGUCGAGAAGACGAUAUCCAUCGACUGAGCAGGUUGAUGAGAGGGCAGACUUCAUUCCAAGUGCUCAUUGGUGAUAUUGGCACCGGAAAAUCUCUCCUCAUGAAGCAUCUAGCCUGGUGGUGGAAGCAGAUCCAUUUGUUCCAGAAUGUCGUCUACGUAAAUGUGUCUCUCAUAGAUACUGACCUCGAACACGACAGCUCUGUUGGUCUUCAUGCCCUUGCGAAGUUCAUAAGGAACUCCGUAAUUGGCGACAAUGCAGCGCACACAACGCAUCCGCGUGCCAUCGAUUACAUUAGGGAGAUGGUGGCAAUGACCAAAGGGCAUGAUUAUAUCAUCCUCGUCGACGGAAUCGAUGAGCUUUUUCACGAGUCGUCAAAAAGUGACGAUACCUUGGAGGGAUGGACUAGCUUCUUUCGCGUUGUCGAGAUCUUGUCAGUGUCCAGUUUGAAAUUCAUAGUGGCAACAUGUUCGCCGUCAAUUUGUUCUAAGACCAGGACGGACGACAAUGUGUUCUCCAUUAGUCGCCAGUUGACCACGACAGAUGCCCAAAAUCUUAUCUCGUCAUUCAAGCUACAAACUCAAGAGACAGGCUCUUUUCAGGAAUCACCCGACACUCACCUGCUUCGCAUCUUCGAAAUGCUGCAAUACAACCCCAUGGUUAUGAAGAGUCUUUCAAGCGCGCUACAGGAGAGAUUUCAUGGACUUGAAACUAUUCUGUCCUGGAGCCAACCAACCUCAUCCAGAGAACCGAAUGACGGGGAAAAUACAUUCCUCAGCUACAUUGAAGACAUCUUUGAGAACAAAAUUAAUAGGUUCAAGACGCUAGAUCUCGACGAUAGUGAAGGGCUGGGUCGUGUCCAUCAGCUCAUGCUGACAGUCCUGGCCUUUCUGGGUCGACACAACAGGUACCAGGAAAUAUGGGCGUUGCUAUCCAUUGGCUUAUGGACAGACGUUCUACCCCACCCUGAUGCUAUAGUGACUGUCUUCGAGGUUAAAUUUUCCAUGAUGGCAAAUGUGCCAAUGAUUGGAAUGAUCAUCGAGAAGAUACCGAAAGUUCGACUAGGAGCGUCAUUUCUGCCAUUUAAGCUUUGGUCUAUUAUGAACGAGGGACUUCCACCUGAAUCAGAAGAACCACAGUUCUCGAAAGAGGCCAUGGCACGCUCUCUAAAGUACGUUGUGCGACUGCUCUUGGGAGCCAAUUUACUCACCACGCCAACCGAGCCUCUAAUCGAUGGAACCCCUGGAUAUCAUAUUCACCCUGCUCUCACAUUGUGGAUUCGGCGCAUCUUGAGAAUUCUGCACUGUGACGGGGUAUUCAUUAGCUUCUUUGACUGCAUUGAGAAUAGGGCACUCGAAAUGGCCAAGUUGAAUCCUGCAGUUACCGAGGACAUUCCGGCCAUCAAAUCAUUCGCGUUUCCAUUUAUCCAGAGAGAGAAAUGGAACUUGAUAACAGCUGUUGUUGGUUUGCACCAGAAAUAUCGUCACCUGUUAGCUAUGAUAACGGUUCCAGCCGUAAGGGAAAUGUUUCUCGAGAGCGGCAUGCCAUUUGCCUGGUCUUCGUUCCAUGUUCUGGCUCCCAUAUGUGGUUCGACGGAGGAUUUCUGCACCUGGUUUCUCACACAUAUUGUGCUGGAAUAUAUCGACAUGGCGGCAUCUAUAAUGCCUAACUCCAUGGAUGAACCGCUUCUCCAGCCACUAGGGCCAUUUCUCUACCUUUUGAAUUGGGCCAUUGACAUGACCCAGCGAUACUGCAUAGAAGCCAAACGAGCUACGCCGCUACGUCUUCGAAAACUACUGCUGGGCAGGGUUUCAGCAAUGCGUCGUAUGGGAACGGGGAAGGAGGAGUUGAUGGAGGACAACUUCAAAGCGGCUGAAAUGAAAGCUUUGAUAAGCGAAAUGCGAAUUGCAUUAAUGUCGCCAAAUUCCAGCCAGGACGACAUCGAUCGAAGCAUCGAGGCUGUCAAAACUGCGCGAGCACAGUCUGAAGAUGGCUGGAGUUUGCUGGGUUCAUUCCUCAAUGACGUGAUAGGUUUACUCAACAACACCAACGAUUCGACUGUCCAACUUGAAGAUUACGUCCGCAAGUUAAGAGAGGACAGAGCACGUCGCCCGAACACCGCGGCCGGAAGCUCUUUUGAAGACGAAUUUGCAACACAGUCAGUAAUCCUCGACAUGAUGGUUGACAACUUCCUGAAACCAUUUGAUGGGCUCAAAGGCCUCCAUUACGUGGGAAAUCCAGUGAACAUGGCCUGGUACGCCGACUUGAUUUUCUAUAUGCAUAAGGUGGACUUCUUUCAAGGCAUUCCCCCUUGGUACAGCGAUCUUAUAGCACCCAUCUUAACACACACCCGCCAGGGGGAUCUAGCGCAGGCCAUAGCCGCAGCCCGAAGAGGCCUCCAAGUCGCAGAGCGCGAUGGCCAUGUCCUUGUGGCCUCGAAGUUCCGCCAAGUGUGCCGCCGGCUCGGGGAACUGGAUGUCGCCGACGACUACGAUGCUCACCAGGCCAUGCUUUCCCGCGUGGCUGAAAAUUCCAGCCUUUUCCUGCGUCAGGUCCUGGAUUGUUUAGCGAAGCAUGAUACUCCUGCUGCCUAUCGGCAUGCGAAGCAGGCAUGCGACGAAAUGCAAUUCAGCAAGGCCUCUUUGCCUUUGAUGAAGGUGUUCGGGAAGCACCUCUCUCCUUUAUUCGCCUCUAUGUCUGACAAUCUGCCGCAAUUAGAGGUGUCAUUCAACGGGCUAGAACGGCUUGUUGAAUUUUUGGAGCCUUACAAGGAGGUCAACUUAGAGGACAAAAGAGAAUGGGUCGACCUGGUCUGGAAAAUCAGAAAUCUUCUCACUAAUCUCACUGAUCAGUCCCGAUCAAUGGACAUGGAAUGGGCGUACAAAGCCAGUGAGGUCUUUAAUGACCCGAAUCAACUCGCAAAUGAGAUUGGCGUAGAUGCUAAACUGGUGAAGGGAGCCCAAGAAAUGUGGAGUAAUGUUUUCAAAGCGGGCCAGUCUUGGGAUGAGUUGCAGAAUGAUCUUGAGAGGGUAACAGAGGUCCACGACCAAGCUACGGAAAAUAUGGGGGAAGACGGUGCGGCUCAAGAUUGAAGUAUCGAAGCGAAGCCGAUCUGAGUUGAUACUGAUCGACUUCGGAUGCCCAGGAUAAGGUAUAAAUCCAGAGAAUUGGGGAGGCAAACGGAAGGAAUCGAAGUAGUUGCCAUAGCUAUUCGUCUAAUCAAGCUGUGCCGCAUAUUCCAACCCGCAAGGGUAAGGCGUUGUCUGUAGAGCCAUCGAUAUCGAACAACUACAGGUCCUUUUGGUGAAUCCACGUCUCCACCAUACCAAUGUGCAUCGCCUCGCCAUCACUUCAGGACGCUGCUGUAUGUAUUACUUUAAUCUUGCUUGGAUUUGAAUUUGGUGUAUGUAUUUUCAGCAUUCGGAAGGGGUCCAAGCUCAUAACUGUUGGCCGAAAAAAUUUUCCCCUCAUUAGUGAAAGUAAUUAAUUUGGUAUUUAUUGGCUGACAUUUUAUUAUAACCCUGGCGGGUAAUAGUGGCAUGGUGGUGUGGUCUAUGCAAACAGCGCAAACACCGGC